AUGUCGGUCUCGGUGGCCUCAGGAUCAACCCAAUCGGGCUUCAUUGUGAAUGAAGGCGUACGGAUACACUUCUACGCGACUGGACAAGGCCCCCUAAUGGUUCUUCUCCACGGCUUUCCCGACAACUCAAAGACUUGGGCCCAUCAGGUGGCUGAAUUCUCGAAGACACAUACAGUCGUGUGCCCCACUCUUCGCGGCUACCCACCUAGCGACAUUCCCACCGUCGAGCAAGACGCCUACUAUAUUUUGGCCAUCCUUGAUCACUUCAACGCCGCCCAGGCAAUCGUCGGCGGCCACGACUUUGGCGGCGGGGCUAUUCAAUUACUGGCACUUCACCACCCUGAGCGCGUCUCCGGGCUCAUAAUUAUGAAUUCUCCCAUCCUUCCUCGCUUUCACGAGCUCAUUCAGUUUGAUAAAGACCAACAAGCCCAGUCUGCCUAUACUAUUCAUCACAUUCAGUACCAAAAAGGGGACGACAAGAACUUAGGCGCCGCGCUCGAGGGUAUCAAGGAUGACGAGCAGCGUCGCGAGAUGCAUGAUUAUCUCUCCGAGUCACCAAUGGAAGGCAUGUACGCCUACUACAAAUACAACUACCCGGGCCCACCAUACGGCCAGCAUGUGGACACUUCUAGCAUGUUAUAUCAGGUGCCCACGCUCAUCAUCUGGGGCUUCGCAGACACCUACUUUUCAACGAAGUUUUUGGAUGGGAUUCCAAGGUUUUUUGUGAAUAGCGUCCGUCUCGUCACGUUUCCCGGUGCCGGCCAUUGGGUAUUCCGGGAACAGCCUGCUAAGGUUAACCAAGAAAUUCGGUCUUGGUUACAGGUCCUGGCCAAUAUGUCGGGGUAA
Messenger RNA from Colletotrichum lupini, 846 nucleotides. RefSeq lists its product as uncharacterized. Gene Ontology annotation, molecular function: hydrolase activity. The record is from RefSeq and is a predicted model, not a curated record. The transcript is spliced from 2 exons. Bases 1 to 846 code for a protein of 281 amino acids. Lineage: Eukaryota; Fungi; Ascomycota; Sordariomycetes; Glomerellales; Glomerellaceae.